Molecule: messenger RNA, 2035 nt
Organism: Electrophorus electricus (electric eel)
Lineage: Eukaryota; Metazoa; Chordata; Actinopteri; Gymnotiformes; Gymnotidae
Source: RefSeq, a predicted model, not a curated record
GAUCGUAUGACAUGUAAAAUCUGCGAUACUUCAACUCCAGCCCCUCGCUUUCACCAUAGAUGUCAACUACACGGACAAAUAGGAUGUCUUUGUUUUUAUGUUUGCGGCUCGGCGUUGGUGCAAGAAAUGACUGAUUUUUUGUAUAGCAAUAUUUAUCUUCAUUAGAAACAAACAAGAGACAGUAUCCACAAAGAAAUGGACCACGAAUUUGAGGACAUAGAUUCAGAAGGCCGGUGGCAGAACCUUUACAUAGAAAUACGCAAUCAGUCUCAGGAUUGUCCUUUCAAAGUGGCGAAGUAUCCUGAGAAUCGGAACCGCAACAGAUACCGGGAUGUGAGUCCAUUUGAUCACAGUCGGGUGAAACUGGGAAACACAGAGAAUGACUACAUUAAUGCAAGCUUGGUUGAAAUGGAAGAAGCCCAAAGAAGUUAUAUCCUUACUCAGGGCCCCCUCAGGAAUACCUGCGGUCAUUUCUGGCUUAUGAUCUGGCAACAGAAGACCAAAGCAGUAAUUAUGCUGAACAGGGUGAUCGAGAAGGGCUCCGAGAAGUGCGCCCAGUACUGGCCGACAGAAGAAGAGCCCGAGAUGUCGUUUCGGGACACGCGCUUUGUGGUACGAUUGCUGUCGGAGUGUGUCAAGUCCUACUACACCACCAGGCUCCUGGAGCUGCAGAAUGCCAGUACGGGGGAGACACGAGAGAUUUACCACUUUCAUUACACAACAUGGCCUGACUUUGGUGUACCAGAGUCCCCAGCAUCCUUCCUGAAUUUCCUGUUUAAGGUGCGGGAAUCUGGCUCUCUGGGGACGGACCAUGGGCCUGCUGUGGUCCACUGCAGUGCUGGUAUUGGCCGGUCUGGAACCUUCUCCCUGGUGGACACCUGCCUCGUACUGAUGGACAAACAGAAAGACCCAUCGUCUGUGGACAUUAAGAAGGUCCUGCUGGACAUGAGGAAGUAUCGCAUGGGUCUGAUCCAGACACCUGACCAGCUCAGGUUCUCCUACCUGGCUGUGCUGGAGGGAGCAAAGUGGAUCAUGGGAGACACGUCAGUGCAGAAACAGUGGCAGGAACUUUCCAGAGAGGACCAGGAGAGUGUAUCUGAGUCUCCACCCCCCCAGCCCGCUAAAUGUCCCUCAGAGCGCUACAAUGGUAGCAGGAUGCUCCAAACUGAUGAGGUCGGAGAGGCGGAGCCAGAGAGGAGGACAGCUUCUGAUGUCAAGGACACAGAUGGAGAUGGCUGCACAGCAAAGGGGGGGGUUUUCAUCUGUCCUAGUGCUCGCAAGAGGCAGAGAGAUGAGAAGAUGUCCAUCUCGACACAGAAGACUCCCCCAAAACCGUCCAAGCCCAGGAUGAAUGACCCUGAAAAGAAAAGAAAAAGAGCAAGAACAAACAGUGACAUCUAACUCUGGCAGCCUGAGCAGGGAUCUCCAGCCCAGAAUACUCCACCUCCUCCAGUGGACUUGGUCCUGCAUAGUUUUGUUUACAGCACGGACCACGAGAGGACGAGGAGCAUUUGUCCACACACACACACACACACACCAGCACCACUAUGGUAGACAACUCGCGUUUAGAGUGCAGGCCAUGGUUUCCUUUGGCUUUCUUUAUUUUUACCCUGUGCCCCUUUUUUUUAUUUCAUUCUAUUGUUUUGCUUGUUUCUCAGAGGCAGCAGGAUAUAAUAAUAUGUAGGCCUACUUAUUGCCAUUUUGUAUUGUCCCCCACAUUAUAUUUUUAGAAAAACCCUUUUUUCAGAGGCAAAAUGAAAUGCUCUAUUUUUUUAUAUAGAAAAUACUUAAAUUUCCUAUCAUCUCUGCAAGCGCUGAGAUUGAAGGUACUCAAGUCUUAUGCAGAGAAAAAGUUCCAUUGUUGCGUGCGAGCAUGAGUGUGUAUAGUGGUUUUUAAGCUAUGUAUGAAGCAGAAGUGUUUUGACUAUAAAAUUGAUUACAUUCUAUUUGCUUGAGGGGGGGGGGGGAAAAAAAAAAGUCUUAACAUUUCCUUAUCCAAAUAAAACCAAACUGGCACACUUAGUUUCUGUACCAG